AUGUUUCCAGCAGAGCCAUUUGAUCUGAAGGGGUACAUUGAAGAAUGCAAAAGCGCAUUUGGACUCCCCCCUAGGCCUCAUUGGAUAACGACUUAUUAUGGCGGUCAUCAUUUUAAAGAGGUUCUCAGGAGGUUUGGUAGCAACAUUAUCUUCUCCAAUGGCCUCCGUGACCCUUAUAGCAGUGGAGGGGUGCUGGAAAACAUAUCAGAUAGCAUAUUGGCAGUGUAUACAACUAAAGGUGCUCAUUGCAUGGACAUACUGCCAGCCACAAAUGGUGAUCCUGAUUGGGUAGUUUUGCAGAGGAACAUAGAAAUCGAGAUCAUCAACGGAUGGAUCCUGAAGUACUACCAAGAUCUGCUUGAAAAUUCUUCAUAGAUGAUAUUUCUUCAUUGUCAAAAAUCAGAGCCUCCUUCAAUCCCCCUCCUUCCAACUGUUUUCUCUGUUAAACGCUUUUCACUUUGAAAUUGAAAUAUGAAAUUUUAUUAUUUCAACAAAACAUUUGGAUGUCCAAAAACAAGACUCAGUUUUCUUUUCCUGUUUCAAAAUCUGUGAGUUUACAUUAUUCAAUUAACAAGGGGAGAAGAAAAAA
Messenger RNA from Populus euphratica (Euphrates poplar), 589 nucleotides. RefSeq names its product lysosomal Pro-X carboxypeptidase-like. Bases 1 to 375 code for a protein of 124 amino acids. Gene Ontology annotation, biological process: proteolysis. The record is from RefSeq and is a predicted model, not a curated record. Lineage: Eukaryota; Viridiplantae; Streptophyta; Magnoliopsida; Malpighiales; Salicaceae. Gene Ontology annotation, molecular function: serine-type exopeptidase activity; dipeptidyl-peptidase activity. The transcript has 4 exons.